AUGAAUCCAUUGGCAACCAUCUUAGACAAGGAUAAAUGCACUGGCCCAAAUUUUCUUGAUUGGCGUCGAAAAUUGAGGGUGGUUCUCAAUUCCGAACGCAUUGGCUAUGUGUUGGAUAAUGAACCACCAAAGCCUUUGGCUGACGAAGCUACUGCUGAAGAGAGACAAACCCAUAAGAAAUGGGAAGAUGAUGAGCUCAAAGUAAGAAGCUAUAUAAAAGCUUCUUCGAGCUCACAACUAUUGGAACAAUAUGAGAAGAUGAAUUCUUCAUCAGACAUAAUGAAUCAUCUACAAGAGUUGUAUGAUGAGAGCAGCUUAACUGUUAGUUAUAAAGUAACUAGCAACUCUUCAGAAUGA
Molecule: messenger RNA, 357 nt
Organism: Pistacia vera
Lineage: Eukaryota; Viridiplantae; Streptophyta; Magnoliopsida; Sapindales; Anacardiaceae
Exons: 1
Coding region: 1-357 (118 amino acids)
Source: RefSeq, a predicted model, not a curated record